AGGAAGACAUGGCAGCCGGGGAGACUCAGCUCUACGCCAAGAUCUCCAACAAGCUCAAGGGCCGCAGCACCCCCGCCCUCCUGGACUCCCUCCUGGGGAUGGGCUUCCCGGCACACACCGCGCUAAAGGCAUUGGCAGCGACCGGAAGAAAGACAGUGGAAGAGGCAUCGGACUGGCUACACUGUCAUUGCAAUGACCCUUCUCUGGAUGACCCCAUCCCCCAGGAGUAUGCCCUUUUCCUCUGUCCCAUGGGGUCCCUGCUGGAAAAGCUUCAAGAGUUCUGGAGAGAGAGCAAGCGUCAGUGCGCAAAGAACAGAGCCCACGAGGUCUUCCCUCACAUAACGCUCUGUGACUUCUUCACGUGUGAAGACCAGAAGGUGGAAUGUCUGUACGAGGCUCUAAAGAGAGCCGGGGACAGGAUGCUGGGUUCCUUCCCCUCGGUUGUCCCUCUGGUUCUCCAUUCUUCCGUCAGCUACCUGGGCUUCUUCCUGGACAACGGCCCUGCAGACGUCAUCCGGGAAUUCGCCGCGACCUUCGCCACGGAAGCGUCUGUCUUAGCAGACUGCACCGUGAGGCCUUGCACCAAGCAGCUGCAUAUGACCCUGGCCCACAAGUUCUACCCCCACCACCAGAGAACACUGGAGCAGCUGGCCAGAGCCAUCCACCCGAGCCCCAGCUGCCAGUGGACUGCAGCCCUCUACUCUCGAGACAUGCGCUUCGUGCACUACCAGACCCUGAGGGCCCUAUUCCAGUACAAACCCCAGAAUGUGGACGAGCUGACGCUAAGGCCCGACGACUACAUCUUUGUGGACCCCACUCAGCAGGAGGAAGCCAGCGAGGGCUGGGUGAUCGGCAUCUCCCAUCGGACGGGCUGCCGGGGCUUCCUGCCGGAAAACUACACGGAGCGAGCCAGUGAGUGUGACACCUGGGUGAAGCACAGGACGUACACCUUCAGUCUAGCCAUGGACCUGAACUCCAAAAAGGAUGGUGAAGCCAGCAGCAGACGAAACGGGGAACUUCAUCCUCCACAGACAGCAAGGAACCUGAGCAGCAUGCAGGCUUUGCAGGCCACGAUAGUGAGGAAAAGCGUUUUGGUGGUGCGCCACGGGGAAAGAGUGGAUCAAAUAUUCGGGAAGUCGUGGCUGCAGCAGUGUUCCACUCCUGAUGGGAAAUACUACCGGCCAGACCUGAACUUCCCUUGCAGUCUGCCCAGACGGAGCAAUGGUAUCAAAGACUUUGAAAACGAUCCACCGUUAUCGUCUUGUGGAAUUUUCCAGUCCCGAAUGACAGGGGAAGCACUACUGGACAGUGGCAUCAGAAUCACCUCCGUCUUCACCUCCCCAGCCCUCCGCUGUGUGCAGACAGCCAAACACAUCCUGGAAGAGCUCAAACUGGAGAAAAAAAUUAAAAUAAGAGUGGAACCCGGAAUCUUUGAAUGGACAAAAUGGGAGGCCGGCAAAACCCCCCCGACCCUCAUGAGCCUGGAGGAGCUGAAAGAGGCGAAUUUCAACGUCAGCAUGGAUUAUAGGCCUGCGUUCCCCCUCGCCUCCCUCAUGCCCGCUGAGAGCUACAACGAGUACGUUGACAGGUGUGCGGUGAGCGUGGAGCGGAUCGUCAGCGCCUGCCCAGAGGAUGUGGGUGUCAUCCUGAUCGUGGGCCACGGCUCGGCGCUGGACUCCUGCACACGCCCGCUCCUCGGGCUGCCGCCCCGGGACUGCGGAGACUUCGCCCAGCUGGUGAGAAAGAUCCCUUCUCUGGGUAUGUGCUUCUGCGAAGAAAAUAAAGAGGAAGGAAAAUGGGAGUUGGUGAACCCUCCCGUGAAGACUCUGACCCACGGCUCGAACUCAGCAUUUAAUUGGAGGAACUGGAUCCUGGGUAACUGAGAACCCCCUGUACGUUUUCGUAACUUCAUAAUGAAGAAGCAAAACUCUCCGCAGAGGCGUUAAGAUACUGUUAUUUUGAAGGUAUCUUCGCUUCGCCUAAUAUCAUUUGUAGAAGCACAAAAUGCACUUUUAGAUUUCAGAAUGUUUGCCACCGAUUUCCUCUUUGUAACUGUGGAUUCUCGUCCUGCGAGCUCGGCUGCGAGGAUGCCACCUUGAAACGUGUGUCUCUGCCGUGUGGCUUGCAGGGGACUGAGGAACUGUGACUCUAACUUCCGGGAAUUAAAGACCCACCACACGUGCACCAAAAGGAUAUCUCCACUUUAUUUUAUACGUUCUUAUUUGUCAAGUCCCCAACCUUUUUUCCUUUUUC
Messenger RNA from Diceros bicornis minor, 2253 nucleotides. It is a transcript of the gene UBASH3A, whose product is annotated as ubiquitin associated and SH3 domain containing A. Gene Ontology annotation, biological process: negative regulation of T cell receptor signaling pathway. Lineage: Eukaryota; Metazoa; Chordata; Mammalia; Perissodactyla; Rhinocerotidae. The coding region runs from base 9 to 1883 and encodes 624 amino acids. The transcript has 14 exons. Gene Ontology annotation, molecular function: protein binding. Gene Ontology annotation, cellular component: cytoplasm. The record is from RefSeq and is a predicted model, not a curated record.